AGAGCAGGGCUACCUUGUGACCGCAGCACACGUGAGAGGGCUAGCGAAAGCCACAGGCAAACCUCUCACCGGGCAGGGAAGGGUUAAAAGGGGCAGGCAGGGACCAGACUGGGAGGAAUAGAAACCAGUUACAAAAUUAAAAUAAAUAAAUAUACAACCAAGGAGGAAGGAGGGGUAAUAGUAAGAGUGCGGUCACAAUAAGAAGGUGCACACCCUGCACUUGUCCUGCUCUAUGGACAGUACAUGUACAUUUUGGGGGUGGUAGGACCCCAGCAGAGACCCCCUUAAAGGAGCCCCCUACCCCUGGGAGAUGACAGCAUGGAUCUGGGCAUCACAUGGAUACAGCAGUUUCGCCAUACGAAGAUUCUAGUUAUGGUCAUACAGAGAUGAGAAGAGUGAAAUCUUACAUUUAAUAGAAUUCAAUGACCUAACAACGCCCUCGUAUGACAGUUCUGUUACUAUGACCCAUCAGGAUGAGGAUAUCGAUCAUCAGAGGGCAGAGAGUCCUGACCCGGUAGUCACCUUAAGUUCCGGGCUUUACAAUGGACGCUUAGUGACCGCUCUACCAUACACCUCGAGAGCUGAGCAUGCACAACAAUGUCUCCAAAAACUUCAGGACUGCGGCAUUCAGCUCCCCCUCGAGCAGUGCAGAGAUUCCCUGCAGAGGUCCGCACUUAUCCCAGAGCUGCACAGAUAUAUUUUCUUCAGUUCGCGAGGAUUUGGAAUGGUGUUAGCAGUGGUUCUCUACAUCUCCAUCUGGUUCAACCUUUAUUCCACUGCACAGAUGUUCACAACAAACCACAGCUGGACCACCAGCAUCCCCGUCACUUUGGCUGCAGCGGUUGUUACCCUUCUGGUUGUUCUCGUUAUAAAUCAGCACCAAAAGAAGAUAAAUGUAAACACAGACAUCAGACUGGCAGCUGCUAAUGAGAUAUUCAUGAAACACAAUGUUAUGCUUGGGAUCAGCAACCGGUGGCAUAAGUGUCAGAGCAUUCCAUCAAUCUGCUUUGUCUACUUUCAUCUCUGGGGCUGUCAGCAAAGACUCUCUCAGCUUCUAUCCAGCAUGAGAAAGGAUGCGCUCAAGCAGUACUUGGACCAGCUUUAUAUAUUUGUGGAAAUGCCUGCUGGUCCUGUUCUCACCCAGGAGGAUCCUGUAGACACUACGUCAGAGGAAAGCCCCCUUUUGUCCAGCGGCUCCCGGAGCAAAGCUGUUCUUUUUAACCAGAAGAUUCCACUUGUUGUGGACAACGAUCCGCAUGUGAUGGCUGAACACCUCUUAGUUUUGUCAAGCGCAUGUUACGUUCGUCUAUUGGUCUCUGGGCAGCUUCCCCAAAAUAACAAUGCAGGCCAUGCAGGGGUGCUCAAUGUGCCAUGUCCUUGCCAGUUCAUUGAGAAGAAUAUACUACAAUCUAGACAUUGUUCCAUGUGGAUAUAAAUCAGACUGCAGCGGGCAGGACUUCAGAAGGCAUGGAGAAAGCAAUCUUAAUUUUUACUACAAUCAACACAUAUUUAAAGAAAAAAUAUCACCGGUCUUUCAAACAUCUUCGGUGUACACGAAGAUGGAAGAUUUCACCUGAGAAAGGAAAUGACUAAGGCACCGAUAACUGCUAGACAUACAUGGUUUAAGUAAUGGAAAAAAUCCAGUUUAUAUCAGUUCUCCUAUGAGCCAUUGGCUAAAGAAUUAUAAACGACUUAAUCCUGGUAAUUGGGACUCGGAACACACUGCGCAAUUAAGAUUCCGUUUCAUGCAUGCUGAUUUUGCAAACUUCUUAAAAUGAACAUAUACAGGGUUAUUUUCUAAAGUGAGAAUUCAAAGUGAAUUUCAAACAAAGUCAAAGUUGUAUUAAAAGCUAAGUGAUGGAGAUUUCCUUCCCCCCCUAGUUUGGCUCCUUUUUGACAUGAAAUUUUGAAUUCACUUUAAUUUGGCAACAAUUCGUACUUACGUGAAUAGCCCAAGCCAUUGAACAAUCAGGACCUGGUUUGUGAUUUUUU
This is a messenger RNA of Pelobates fuscus (common spadefoot toad), 1992 nucleotides long. RefSeq names its product transmembrane protein 268 (gene TMEM268). The record is from RefSeq and is a predicted model, not a curated record. The transcript is spliced from 9 exons. Lineage: Eukaryota; Metazoa; Chordata; Amphibia; Anura; Pelobatidae. Bases 461 to 1435 code for a protein of 324 amino acids.